UAAAAUGGUGUAUUAAUUUUCUUAUCAAAUAUUUGUGUUUUGAAAAUCGUGUGUUACAGACAGAUAUGGCUCCACAGAUUAAAUAUACAAAGCUGUUCAUCGACAACCAGUGGGUGGACGCCGUCAGUGGCAAAACUUUUGAAACCUACAACCCUCAUGACGGCUCCGUUAUCGCUAGAGUGGCUGAAGGUGAUGAGGCGGACAUAAAUUUAGCGGUAGCAGCUGCGAAGCGUGCCUUCCAUCGGAACUCGGAAUGGCGUUUACUUGACGCGUCCCAAAGAGGUUACAUACUCUACAAAUUCGCCGACCUGGUGGAAAGAGACUUCGAUUACCUCGCUGAACUUGAGUCCUACAACAAUGGCAUGGUUGUGAGUUUGUCAAAAGGAUUCAAUCGAUAUGGUAUUGAUUAUAUUCGAUACUUGGCCAGUUUGGCUGACAAAGUUCAAGGAGAUACUAUUCCUCUUAAUGGUGACGUAUUUUCAUACACUUUGAAGCAACCCGUGGGCGUGUGCGGUUUGAUCCUGCCGUGGAAUGGACCAAUUAUGAUGUUCAUCCACAAAGUAGUCACUGCUCUCGCGGCUGGUUGUACGGUGGUGGUGAAGCCGGCGGAACAGACGCCGCUAACUGCACUGGCGCUAGCCGCGCUGCUGCAGGAGGCCGGCGCGCCAGCAGGUGUUGUCAACGUCGUCAACGGCUUCGGAGUCGGCGCCGGCACCACACUCACUCAUCACCCUGACGUCGCCAAGAUCUCAUUCACUGGAUCACUUGAAGUUGGAAAGCUGAUUCAACAAGCAGCUGGAGCUAACAACCUGAAGCGAGUGACACUCGAGCUCGGCGGCAAGAGUCCUUUGGUUAUCAUGGACGAUGCAGAUUUAAAUACUGCUAUAGCCGUCGCCGCCAAUAGUAUUUUUGCUCACCAAGGCCAGAUUUGCGUGGCAGCUUCUCGUUUGUUCGUGCAAUCGGGUAUCUACGACAAAUUCGUGCAAGGCUGCGUCGCAUUCGCUAAGAACCGAGUUGUUGGUGACCCAUCAGACCCAUCAACAGAACAGGGACCACAAAUAGAUGAGGAGAUGAUGAAAAAAAUAUUAGGUUAUAUAGAGAAGGGUAAGAAGGAGGGAGCAAAACUGAUGACUGGAGGCAAGCGCAUUGGCAACUCAGGUUUCUACAUCGAGCCGACAGUCUUUGCAAAUGUCACUGAUGAUAUGACCAUCGCUAAAGAAGAGAUCUUUGGACCGGUGCAAAGCAUUAUUAAGUUCGAUAAACUGGAAGAAGUUAUCGAUAGAGCGAAUGCUACGAACUACGGUCUUGCUGCCGGCAUCUUUACGAAUAACCUUAACAACGCUUUGCAGUACACUAAGCAUAUAGAGGCAGGGAAUGUAUGGGUAAAUACGUACUUAUUGUCUGGACCACAAGGACCUUUUGGCGGCUUUAAAGAUUCUGGGCUCGGAAGGGAAAAUGGUAUCAACGCCUUGGAUGCUUAUUUAGAAGUGAAGACUGUUGCCAUUAGCCUGCCAAAGAAAUUCUAAUUUAUGUAAUUUAAACAAAAGAAAUGUGAUACCUAAUAAACUUAAUCUAAGAUUUUA
Messenger RNA from Papilio xuthus (Asian swallowtail), 1583 nucleotides. Its product is annotated as retinal dehydrogenase 1-like. Lineage: Eukaryota; Metazoa; Arthropoda; Insecta; Lepidoptera; Papilionidae. The transcript has 11 exons. The record is from RefSeq and is a predicted model, not a curated record. Gene Ontology annotation, molecular function: oxidoreductase activity, acting on the aldehyde or oxo group of donors, NAD or NADP as acceptor. The coding region runs from base 66 to 1526 and encodes 486 amino acids.